AUUCGAAGAAAUGGCGUUACGCAAGGUGCGUAGCAACAUUGACCGGAUCUUUGACAAGUCUCUGACCGACUUGAUCCGCGGAAUUCGCAAUAAUAAGGAUAAUGAGUCCCGAUACAUCACUCAAUGUAUGGAAGAGAUCAAGCAGGAGCUCCGACAAGACUCGAUUUAUGUGAAGGCGAACGCAAUUGAAAAGUUGGCCUAUCUCCAAAUGCUCGGUUAUGACAUCUCAUGGGCUUCGUUCAACGUGAUAGAAGUGAUGGCUUCUACAAAAUACACGGAAAAGCGAAUAGGAUAUCUCGCCGCUGCACAAAGCUUCCACGAUGAGACUGAUGUCCUUAUGUUGACGACGAAUUUGAUAAGAAAAGAUGUGAAUAGCUCAAAUAUGUACGAAAGCGGUAUCGCAUUGGGUGGUCUCAGCUGCUUCGUAACUCCAGAUUUGGCUCGAGAUCUCGCAGCGGACGUUGUAAAUUUGCUCUCUUGCUCGCGGAAUUAUACGAGAAAACGGGCGGUUCUGCUGCUUUAUAAGAUAUUUUUAAAGUAUCCAGACGCUCUACGACCAACAUUUCCCCGAUUGAAAGAAAAAUUGGAAGAUCCGGAUCCGGGAGUUCAGAGCUCGGCGGUUAAUGUGAUUUGUGAGCUGGCGAGGAAAAAUCCGAAGAAUUAUUUGACACUGGCACCGGUUUUCUUUAAAUUAAUGACUACUUCUUCGAAUAAUUGGAUGCUUAUUAAAAUUAUUAAAUUGUUCGGAGCCCUCGUCCCACUGGAGCCCCGACUUGGCAAGAAGCUCCUGGAGCCGCUCACAAAUCUCAUCAAUUCAACGUCAGCAAUGUCGUUGCUCUACGAGUGUAUUAAUACUGUUAUAGCAGUACUAAUCAGCAUCUCAGCCGGCGGAGACCACACCGCUUCCAUUCAACUUUGCGUCCAAAAACUCGGCGUUCUCAUCGAAGAUUCCGACCAAAAUCUGAAAUAUUUGGGGCUCCUGGCGAUGGGAAAAAUUCUAAAAACCCACCCAAAAGCCGUCCAAGCUCACAAGGACAUUGUGCUCCGAUGCCUUGAUGAUAAAGAUGAAAGUAUUCGAAUAAGAAGUCUUGAUCUACUUUAUGGAAUGGUUAGUAAGAAGAAUAUUGUGGAAAUUGUCAAAAAACUAAUGGAACACGUCGAAGCUGCCGAAGGAAGUCAUUAUCGAGAUGAGCUUCUGAGCAGAAUUAUUGGAAUAUGUAGUUGGAGCAACUAUCAAUAUAUUACCAAUUUUGAAUGGUAUAUUUCGGUGCUCGUGGAGCUCACGAAGGUGGAGGGAACGGAGCACGGGGCGAAGAUUGCCGAGCAGAUCCAAGAUGUAACCGUACGUGUCGAGUCAAUUCGUCACUUUUCCGUCUCUCAAAUGGCUCUUCUCGUCGAAAAUGCUCAUGUUUUGCUCGCCGGCUCGGCUCAACAACGGAGCAAUAUGUGUGAAGUGCUCCUAGCGGCCGCUUGGAUUUGUGGAGAAUAUAGCCAACACGUCCGUAAUCAACAAGGUGUGCUCGAAUCAAUGCUCAAAGCGAAACCAUCCGUGAUGCCCGGCCACAUUCUGUCGGUUUACGUUCAGAACAUUGGAAAACUCUACUGCUCCCUAAUGUCUCAAGCCGAAGAGGAAGACGAUUGGGAUGCUAUAGAUAGUCUCGACAACCUUAUGCUCUCGAAACUUCCACAAUUCGAGCUCUCCGAGCAUCUAGAAGCUCAGGAGAGAGCCUGUAACCUGAUGGCUAUCAUACGGAUCGUUGAGAAGCUCCACCAAGACCGUCAAAAAAUGGGCUCCGAAGUUCAGAAGCUCUAUGAUGGGGAGCUUAAUCCAGUGGCUACAAAAGCUCAGCGAAAGGUUCCAGUACCGGAUGGCCUGGAUCUAGAUGCAUGGAUUGGUGAGGAGUGGGCCGCUGCUUCUGAAGACGAAUCGGAUGAUGAAUCGGAUAUUGAGGAGAUGUUCGGAGCACCGGCUACCCGACCGAAAAUGCUCGAGAAUGAGGAGCAGGAGCCGGUGGUGCAGGACCUGGAGGAGCUCGGUGGAGGGAAGAAGAAAAAGGGGAAGAAUGGGGCUGAAAUUGCGAUGAGCAAAGAGGAAAUUGAGAAAAGACGGAAGUUGAGGGAACAGGAGAUUGAGAAUAAUCCCUAUUAUGUUAAGGGCUCAGCAACUGCUCCAAAACGUCCAACACGUUUCGGCAACCCUCUCGAACGCGUAGAAAUUGUCGAAAAAGAAAAAGAAAUUCAAUCACCACUGGAAAUUCCGGGUGUAGUUGGGCUCCACCGGUAUAUGGAGCAACAAGACUCGACGUUGAGCUGGAAAAAAGCGAAAGAGGAUGAUAUAAUUGGUGGUGGAAAAAAGAAGAAAUCGACGAAAAAAGAUGGAAAAAAGAAUGGGAAGAAAAGUGGAAAAAAGCGAAGAACAACGAGUACAAGUAGUGAAGAAGAGGAUCGAAUUGUGCAUAAAGUUAAUCGAAAUGAUGGAGAAAUGCCUGAAGGAGCCAAGUCAACGGAUGAUGAGGAUGAGAAAAUAACCUCAAUCGACGAAUUCCGGGCCCUUGACAUGGACCUAGACGCCCCGCUCCGGCCCGAUGAGAUUGUAAAAGCUCCUCAAGCCUACACCCGUGUCUAUCCAUCUCAACAAAAACAAGGCCCACUUGUUCCAAGACCACCCACGACGUUUGAGCCGAGACUUGUUGCUCAGCAGCAGGAACCUGCUGUGAAAUUAGUUAAGGAAAAGAAGAAGAAAACUGGGAAAAAGACGACGACGGCGACGGCGGUGGCGAAAUUAAAGAAAAAGAAGAGCCUUCCAGAAUCGUCGGCUUCGAAAUCGAAUUUAUUUAAUAUGGAUGAUUGGUUGGAUGGAAGUAAUGGAAAUGUACCAAUUGAUAGUACUUUGGAGAUGAAGAGUACCCUUAAUGUGGAAAAGCCGAAAAAGCUGAAAAAAUCGGCAAUUUCUUCAAAAAAGAAGGUCCGCGAGGCAUACGAGGAGACAUCAGGCGUCUGUACACCAUCAAUUCCCCAUCAACCGAGCCCAAUUGACUCAGAAGCCGCCACGUCAUCAGAGUACUGUAGACUCGCCGCCAACAAGACGAUCUACGUGGAUUUCGUGGCGAGACCCAACUGCGAUCCGCUGGAUCAUGGGCGGCUCACUGUGCAUUUGAGAGUUUCCAGGAAGGAGCAUAAGGAGAAAAUUCGAAAAAUUGAGCUGAAUAUGGUGGAUACGUUGAAUGCGAAAGUGCUCAAGGAGUCGGAGGACCCGAUUCUGCUUGCCGAGGAGCUCGAUUCGGAUGCCACGUCAUCAGAAGCUUCGUUUGAUGUGCAGGUUACCGCUACCAACGUGUCACGGACAAUGAGAGGAACACUGACCUACUUUUUAGUGGACGACGAAGGAACACGUGACGACAAGCUUGAUCUCCGUCUGCCAAUUCCCGCCACAGUCUUUGUAAUGCCCAACUCCAGCAUUCGAAAAGACGACUAUUCGGCACUUUUAGCCUCUGAUGACGUGGAUUUUGGAGCCACACAGAAUGUGGCAACCGGAGAAGUGAAGCUGAAGACGGUGCUCACACAAAUUGUACGAAAAGCUCAUUUUUCAAUUGUCGAGGAGACGCCGAAAGCCGCUUCGUUGUUUGGAAGAACUGUUGGUGGAGAGCCAAUUUGUUUGUUGGUUAAGAAAACGUCCGACGGUGUUCAAAUUGACGGAAAAGCUGGCGACGAGCAACUAAUUCAAUCGAUAAUUCAAGACGUUUCGGAGAUUUGCGCUCGAGCCUGAAAAUGCUCAUAAUCACCCCAAUUGCUGCUCUUUUUUUUUUGUGCUCAUCUCCCCCCUAAAAUUUGAAUUUUUGUGUAUUUUUUUGCAUUUUUUUAUUUCUUAAAAAUUGUGAUUUUUUCUAUACUUUGUCAUCAUUUUUUUCCAUUCCAAAUUUGCUUAAGGUUGUGAAUUUUUAAUUUUAUUAAUUUAUUUUCCGAAUUUUUCGAUUUUUUUUUCAACAUUUUUAAAUCCUAAUUUCUACACCAAGAUCCUCACCUAUUCCCCCUACUUACAUCCCCAAAAAAUUUCAAAAAAAAAAAAGAAACUCUAAUUUAUUUUUCUGUGUCAAUACUGGUGAGAACUUGAAUAAAUAAUAUGUAUGAG
Messenger RNA from Caenorhabditis elegans, 4129 nucleotides. It is a transcript of the gene apd-3, whose product is annotated as AP-3 complex subunit delta. Bases 11 to 3766 code for a protein of 1251 amino acids. Gene Ontology annotation, biological process: protein transport; intracellular protein transport; vesicle-mediated transport. The record is from RefSeq and is marked reviewed. Gene Ontology annotation, cellular component: endomembrane system; Golgi apparatus; membrane coat. The transcript is spliced from 15 exons. NCBI's taxonomy places the organism in Eukaryota, Metazoa, Nematoda, Chromadorea, Rhabditida, Rhabditidae.